Molecule: messenger RNA, 1591 nt
Organism: Coffea arabica (coffee)
Lineage: Eukaryota; Viridiplantae; Streptophyta; Magnoliopsida; Gentianales; Rubiaceae
Cellular component (GO): chloroplast
Source: RefSeq, a predicted model, not a curated record
AAGUUCCACCUUCGUCCAACCCCACCAAAGUUCCAUCUUCCUCAAAAACAGGCAGAAAAAUCUGAAAAUUUCCUCUGCUGCAAGAAAAAAUGGCAAUGAGAGCAAUUCUUGUUCAGCAAUCAUCACCCAUCACUCUAUCCUUCAACAAGACCAAAGCUCCAUCUUUUCCUCAUAAACCCAUUAUAGUCAUCAAGGCUUCUUCGACUUCUCUAGACUAUCCUCCUUCUUCCUCAGCCUCCCCAAAACUAUCCACAUCAACCAGCAGCUGGCAGUGGAAAUUCAGGGACAAUUCAGUGAAUAUCCACUUUGAGGAGCAUAAGAGAAAUGAGAGCAAAAAUCAGCAGCAGCCCACCAAGGAAAUUCUGAUGAUUCCCACUAUUUCUGAUGUUAGUACAGUGGAGGAAUGGAGAGAAGUGGCAAAAGACAUUGUUGGACGGGAUGGGACAGUUAAUUACAGAGCUACUAUCGUGGAUUGGCCUGGUCUGGGAUAUUCUGAUAGGCCUAAGCUUGAUUAUAAUGCUGAUGUGAUGGAGAAGUUCUUUGUUGACUUAGUCAACUCGCCUGAUGGCCCUCUUAGCAGCAGCAAUUCAGAUCAAGAUUUGGUGGUUUUCGGUGGAGGACAUGCUGCUACAAUUGCGGUUCGUGCCACAACAAAGGGUUUGGUGAAGCCAACUGCCAUUGCUGCAGUUACACCUACCUGGGCUGGUCCGCUUCCUAUUGUUUUUGGGAGAGACUCUAAUAUGGAAACAAGAUAUGGUUUCCUUAGAGGAACGCUAAGAGCCCCCGCUGUUGGUUGGAUGAUGUACAAUGUGCUUGUCAGCAAUGAAAAAGCAAUAGAGUCGCAAUAUAAAUCCCAUGUUUAUGCAAACCCUGAGAAUGUGACACCUAAUAUUGUUGAGAGUAGAUAUGCACUUACAAAGAUGAAUGGUGCUCGGUAUGUCCCUGCUGCUUUCUUGACUGGUUUACUUGACCCGGUAAAGUCCCGUGAAGAGUUUGUUGAACUCUUUGCAAAACUGGAAGGAGAAGUUCCUGUUCUAGUAGUGUCAACUACUGGUUCUCCCAAGAGGUCAAAAGCAGAGAUCGAAGCACUCAGGAAUGCCAAAGGCGUGACCAAGUUUGUUGAGUUGCCAGGUGCCCUCCUUCCACAAGAAGAGUAUCCCAGCCUGGUUGCUGAAGAGCUCUACAGAUUUUUGCAGGAGAUUUUCAACUGAAGGCUUAAAAGUGAUACACAGAACCUUUUCUAGUCAUCACAGCUGAAAUAUCUGCUUCACUACUAAAUAAGAAAUUCAUGAACAAUCUUGUUUCUAGACAUGAGGUGUCACUGGUUUUAUAAUGGCAAAGAAUGUAGAAUAGCAUACUUCCUCUUUCUGUUGUCUAUCCUAAGUUAGUAAAAGUGGCUGCUUCGGUUCUUAGAAUAUGUCACCAUAUUAAAUUUUGUGUGUGUUUGUGUGUGUGUCAGCAGUUAGAUUCGAGAUUGUACUCUGCACUGUAACUCAAUGUGCUUUUGAAGCAGGCAGCUGAUAUACAAAUUGUAUUUGCAAUAACACUUCAAAUAAAGGCAGCCCAUGGUUAUUUUCGUUUUGAUUGGCAA